AUUAGACUUCAUCCGGCAAUGUUACUUCUAAGCCUCUAAAACUGCCGCUUCUCUACUCCUUUGAGAUGACGACUUCCCCAAUUAAAAGACGACGCACCGCUCAGCAAAUCCUCCUGCGCCGUGCCUGCCAGACGAAAGGCGUUAUCAAGAGCCAGGAUGCCAUAGAAUUUUCUGGCAGAAAUCGGAAUGGCGACAAAGGCAAUGUCUUAGUGCUGCCAUCGAUGGCCAGAGAUUUGGGGCUAACCCAGGAAAGAUCUCUAUCGCGAUCGGUGGGAAAAGUGCGGAGGGUUUUGGCAGCCAGCUCGUUUCGGACCGGGGAAAGGAAAGCAGCCGGAAAACUGUCGAGUUGUGAGGACUCAUCAUCCUGUAGGAAACCAAAGCCAAAUGUUGGUGUUCGAAAUCUAAGCGGACAGCGAUCAGGAUACACUUCCAGGGGCAGUACUAAAUCUCAAAACAGCGCAUCUGCAUACCCGUCCAAAUGGCCAAAGACUGUGAGCGCGGAGGAUGCUAAGACCACGAAUUCCAAGGGAUCUCUAAACGAGAUAACCAAUUGCUCCCCCCUCAAUCGAACUCCCUACGAUCACAAUCUUAAUAUGCCCCUCAAGUCGGGUGACUCGUCUCAAUGUCCACCCAUUAAGAAAAAGGCCCGUCGAAAGAAUUUAAGAACCGCAGCCGCAGUCGUUUCUGGGGCCCUACCGCGGAUGAGACCACCAGCUAGCAGCCGGAAUAAUUCUUCGGGAGAUAGAACAGCCCGCAAAAGAGGAUCCAGCCAGAGUAGCGGUGUCAAGCUGACGGGCCGUGUCUACAGUGGCGAAGAGGUCGGACAGGUUCCAUAUCCAUCAAAAUCCAAUAGUGAAAUGUCAAAUAUGUCCUCCAAAUCGGAGAACGGUCCAAAUCGCAAUUGUCGCUCCGAUUCCUUCUACAAGAAAAUAGAUAAGGUUAGCAGGCCACCGCCAAUGUAUGUGAACGCUGGAGUCUGGAGCCUGGAAAUACCCAGUGAAACGGAAAUGCAAGAAUUUUUAGAAAGGGGCGAUGACAAUAACCAAUGUGUAAAUACGACUCUAUCGAGUUUAAACUCUUGUGAGAGUCAGGAAAGAAAGUCAAGGUCUGAUCGAGGCACAUGUAAAUAUAUAUCAAAUAAAGUGAGAAGAGACAGCGAAAGGAAUACCUGUUAUUGCAAAUGUUCCAAAAUGGAAACAGGAAAGGAUGUGUAAC
This is a messenger RNA of Drosophila serrata, 1215 nucleotides long. RefSeq lists its product as uncharacterized. The record is from RefSeq and is a predicted model, not a curated record. NCBI's taxonomy places the organism in Eukaryota, Metazoa, Arthropoda, Insecta, Diptera, Drosophilidae.